CGGCGCCGCCGCCAUUUUGGAGCUCGGCUCGGGAGGGGAGGAACCCGCGGGAGGACGCGGCGCCCGGCGCUUCUGCCUCCCCCGUCCCGCCCCGAGCCGGCUCCGCUCGCCGCUUUCUCGGGCCGCCUGUCUGUGUCAGCCGCCGCUGCUCUUCGUCACCCGCCUGGCCGGGCCCGCCGCAGGCCUGAGAGAGGCGGGAAGGAUGCCCUGCACACCCCGCCGCUGAGGGAGACUCGGGGGCCCUGCGCGCCGCGUCUGGCCAGCCCCACCCCAGCCGCUCCUCGGCUCUUCGCCUCCAGCGGCACGGAGCUUCCUUCUCCCUUAUUCCCCUUUCCCUGGGUUUCCUUUCUCCUGGACUAGGCACGAGCCGCUUCCCCCUCGCCCCCAGCCCGCUCCGCCUCCCAGGCCUCUCUGCCCAGGCCUCCUCCCGGUCUCUUCCUCCGCCUGGGCCUUCGGGCUCCUCACCUUCCUUCCUCCCUUUCCUUCCCCUUUCCCGCCCGGAGCCAUGUCCUCCGCCGCUCGUUUCGAUUCGUCGGACCGCUCCAGCUGGUACGUGGGGCCGGUGUCCCGGGCGGAGGCGCAGACGCGGCUGCAGGGGCAGCGGCACGGCAUGUUCCUGGUGCGGGACUCGUCCACCUGCCCGGGGGACUACGUCCUCUCGGUGUCCGAGAACUCCCGCGUUUCCCACUACAUCAUCAACUCCCUGCCCAACCGCCGCUUUAAGAUCGGCGACCAGGAGUUCGAGCACCUGCCCGCCCUGCUGGAGUUCUACAAGAUCCACUACCUGGACACCACCACCCUCAUCGAGCCCGCGCCCAGGUAUCCAAGUCCACCAAUGGGAUCUGGAUCUGCCCCUGCCAUGUCCACUGCAGAAGAAAAUGUGGAAUAUGUUCGGACUCUCUAUGACUUUCCUGGCAACGAUGCCGAGGAUCUUCCAUUUAAAAAGGGCGAGAUACUGGUAAUUGUAGAGAAGCCAGAAGAACAGUGGUGGAGUGCCAGAAACAAGGAUGGUCGGAUUGGGAUGAUUCCUGUUCCUUAUGUAGAAAAGCUAGUCAGAUCUUCUGUUGGGAAGCAUGGAAACAGGAAUUCCAACAGUUAUGGUAUUCCAGAACCUGCCCAUGCUUAUGCUCAGCCUCAAACCGCAACUCCCCUGCCCUCAGUAUCCAGCACACCUGGAGCAGUGAUCAAUCCUCUGCCAUCCACACAGAAUGGACCAGUCUAUGCCAAAGCUGUCCAAAAGAGAGUACCCUGUGCUUAUGACAAGACUGCACUGGCAUUAGAGGUUGGAGAUAUUGUGAAGGUUACGAGGAUGAAUAUAAACGGUCAGUGGGAAGGAGAAGUCAACGGUCGAAAAGGGCUCUUCCCUUUCACGCAUGUCAAAAUAUUUGACCCUCAAAACCCAGAUGAGAACGAAUGACUCCCUCUGCCCAAUUUACACUGCUGCUUCAUUUUCCUGGCUAUCAUUAGCAUUGUUUGAGGUGGGAUGAUGACUUAAUGGCACAUUGCUAGCAUUGCCCAUUUUCCAGCUUGCUGCAGUUUGACAGUUCUUUUAAUAUACAUUUGGAAUACAUACAACUGAAGUCACUGCCUGACCUUCAGACCAUAGUUGUGUCAUCCAGAAUUUAGUUUCACUUCUAAAACUUUAUUGGGCCUUAAGCUGGAGAAGACUGAACCAGAAUAUAGCAGAGAGGUAUUGGAAAAAUAACUUUUCCUGUUGAGACUUCUGUGGACUUUUUCUGGUUUGCUCAGUAGGAAGAGCCCUAAUCUUAGAUCAAACGUGCAACUUGUGCAUUACUGUCCAACAAAAAGCAACAACAAAAAUGCAAUUUUAGGACUGAAGAAAAUUUAGUUUUGAAAUUACCUGUCUUAAGGUAGUACAUAUAAAAUGAUGGUUUCUUUAAAGGACAAUAAUUGGAGCUUAUGUAUUCUAAGCAGUUGUAUUAGACACUGCUCUUUUCUGUUAACUCCUAAGCUUGUUGUUGACCUUCCUGAAACAGUGUGUGUUAAAUGCAAAUAACCAUUGAUUGAGCUGCAUUGAAGCUGAGGCAUUUAUUUAUAAGGAAACCUAGGAGGGGUUGAUACUUGUAACUUGGUUUUGACAUAUUUAAUGCAUUUCUGUUGAUUUUUGCAAGCACUAACUGUAGAAAGUGAGCUUUAAGGGGAAACACUUUGGCCUGGUCUACAUACAGCUCUUCUGCAGUGUUGAAAGUGUAGUUUUACUAGUACAGAAGUGCUUGUCAUCAAGCUGUUACUUGGCAGACAGAUCAGAUUGCCAUGAGGAGAGGUAGGAAUGGGACAGAAGAACUUGGUAAACACCGAUAAAAUCCUCUUAUUUAAACAUUUAAAGACCUUUUAUAUCCAUUUCUCUGCAGGCUCCCUGCUCUCUCCAAAGUUUCCUAGCUAUGCCAGCCCCAGCUCAUCAAAAGCUCCUUUUCAAACACAGUACCUUUUUACCAGGGUGUCUGUAUUGCUGUGCUUUUCUUCCAGAGCUGCUUUCAUCUUCUUUUUCCCCUUCCUUCUUUUGCCUCUCUCGUAUCCUAAGUCCUCUGCAUGCUGACAUCUUUUUAUUUUUCCCCUUCCUAAGGCAUUGGCUCUGGUUUAUAUACGACCCAGGUCCCUCCCCCUGCCAGCAUUCUCUAGAAAAUGGUUAAUUGGAGUCAGCUGCCUGGGUUCCCCCAUGUGAUAAUUCUGGGGUUGGAGGAGGCCACAGGGGUGUCUGUUAUUAGUGUAGCUCCUUGUCUCUUUGUGUACCUGAGCUCUCCUGCUGGGACAGUUGUGCAGCAGGAGCUCCUGGCUGCAGCUGGUGCGUGCGGGUGCUCAGCCUGAGCCUGGGUGCAGGAUCUGAAAGCGCAGGCACAGUGGAAUCCUGGGCCACCUUCUUCAAAUGGGUGUUGUAGGUGAACUGGAAUGCUCUUUGCAAAAUGAUGGAACACUGAAUUAACAGAAUACAUGUCUGCAAAGAUACAGCUACAAAACCUCCCUUUUCAGACAGCCUGGUUAAGGCAGAUGUGCAGUGUGGAAGCUGGCAGGAAAACAGCAGCUCCCAUUUUUCAACUUUGGAAGGCUGUUGGUUGUAGCAAAACGAGAAACUUCAAACACCUGCAGAAUGUCAUCAGAUCUUACAAAUGUCUAGUGAUAUAAACAUUGUCUUAAGUUCCAGCAUGUUUUCUUGUUGAUUUGUGUUGCUUGAUCCUAAUAAAAGCACGUUGUUGGUAGUUCCUGUGGGAGUGCCAUGAGAUCCUUAGCACUGAAGAACUGCAGAAAUGGCAUUCACAAACAGACAUUCAGAAUGCCAAGUUUUAAAGAAGUCUCUCUGUUCAUCUAUUAACUGUUUUCUGUAGUAUUGAUCAAGUGGCUGACAGUCUGGAAGUUCUUGUAGAGCAUUUUACUACCAAAUUAACUGUGAAGUAGAGUAGCAUUGACUGAAGUGUUUGGUGCUGUAAUUCUUGACAAUAGGCAUUGACAUUUUGUCUUGCAAAGAAAAGCUAUGCAGUUCUCUUAACUAAAGAAGGUCAUGCUUUUCCUGUGCCCCAACAAUACCUGCACGUUUACUACACAGAUUGUACUACUGAAAGUCAUCUUCUGAAUACAAACUGCACUAAACUCAGUCUGCUGCAGAGAAAUCUUAUUUCAGGCCUGACCUAGUUACAGGCAGCUCUUCAGAAGACUGAUUGUAGAAUUCUUCCUUUGCGUGAUAAAUAAAUACUGUGAGAUUUGAGAGCUUGAACAUAACUUUUAAUCUGAUUUUUUUUCACUGAAAUAAACAUCUUGACUCAUCCCCUCAUUGAAUAAGGUGUACACUCUGAACACAAAUACUGUUUUAGGUUUAAUUAUGUUCCAAUACUGCAGAAAAGCAAAGUAUUUUACCUUCAAAACUAUGCAAAAAUUGUGUGUAUUGGUAUCUGAUGCAAAGACAAGAAUUCUUGAAUUUCUGUGAACCUGGUUUUAGGCCAUGAAUGAACAGUGUUUCUCCAAGUAGCAGCGGUGUGGUUCCGGUAUGUAAAAUGUGGUUUCAAUGUAGCAUACUGACCAGCCUAAGCUGAUUGUAACCUUGCUUCAAAAUGUGUCUUGGCUAUUUUACUAUGAGACAAGUAUUUUCAUAUAAAGACUGCAUUGGAUCAGUGUGUGUUUCUCUUUGAAGGACUCUGGGUUCUCGAUCGCUUGUCGCUCGCUUACACAUGUGCUGUUGUUUUAUGAAACCUCUUAAAUCUGAGUGAUAAUCUAUCAGUGUAAAUGUUCUUGGGCGUGUAAGGUAACCUUGAUAUGAAGCAUGAGAGCCUACAAGUGAUGGCUUCAAUCUAUGCACCAUUAAAGUUGUCCUUGCUUUGGAACUAGGAGCUGGUGUAAUGACCUGGUGCCACAGUAGUCAACUAUCACGAAAGGCUUGGCUUCCUCCUGCUGUGUACAUGUGUAUAUAGACAUUGAAGCCUCUGACCAGUCUGAAAGUUUAAAUGAAAACUGUUUUAAUCAGUGUCCAUCACUGGAUAAGCGCUUAUUUAAUUCAUGAUUGUUUACAAAUUGGGAAAGAAUAAACAGAAAGGGAAUAUCCUGUUUGGGUUGAGGCUCUGAAGAGCCUGAGCAUUAUUUUUGUAAAGGGAAAAACAGCAUUCUUUGUGCCAUUUCAUGUGCCUGUAAAGUAAUUUUUUAUAUUGUAUUAACAUCCUGGGAAUGAGUGGGCUGCCUUUGUUUUCUAGUCCAGUUUUCAAGCAUUUUCCUCAAUACCUGCAUUUGAAAAGUGAGACCUGCCUAAAAGACUGCCUUUUGGGACCAGUGAAAGCGUUCCUGUAUAGUUGUCAUUUUCUGUUUAUUUGUGUUAAAAUGUAUUUUGGGACAAGGAUACAAUUAUUGCAGUGGGAAAGGUGGCCUUGUAUUUGAGACAGUCUUCACUGUGUAAACUUUUAAACACAAUAUGUAAUUUAAAGACCAUGAUCUUCAGGCAAUAAUAUUAAGUGUAAGCUUUUAAAAUUUAUUUUGGGGAUCAUAGCUUGUUUUAUUUUUUGUGCUAUAAGAUUAACAGUAUUAAAUGAAUUAUAUUCUUAGAAUAUACGGAGUGUCUUUUCUUAAGAUUAGUGCCUUUUUAAUUUCUUACUCCACUUAAUUCAUAGAACUGGUCCCAACAUCAAGCCACUGUGUUUUUUUCCCCAAUGCCCUGUUUGUACAGUCUAAAUAAAACUUGCCUCAACUUACAGUAUUAUUUGUCGUCUUUAGUCUGAAAACCUUGAGGAUAACAGCAGAAUGUUUAAGCCUUUACUCUGUCCUUACAAUGGCCUGUGGGUGAACAGAGUGUGCCAACUGAAGUUUUCCAGAAUCAAAGGAAGAAUUAAGCAGCAGAAAAUGCUGUUGCCAGGCUGAAUGAUACUCUCCUGUUCCAUCCUGGUGCCUCUUCUCAGACAAUGCUGCUGGGCUCUGGAGGUUCACAUGAAACAGAUGCAUCUCUGGUGAUACCGAUUACCACAGUCUCCUCUACCCUGCUGCCCGACACGUCCGUGCUCUUCCUGCUCUUCCACCACUGUAUUUAUUGUGCUCUUUGGCCCAGGCUUUUAAAGGUCUCUGGAAACCGUGACCUUGGUUUACUGUGAUGCCCUUGACUGUGCUUGUAAGAAUGACUGGUUUAUGCAAUGGUUUGAAUUUCAUUUAUUAUUGGUUGAGUAACUAAGGUGUGACCUGUGCAGGCACUGGAGAGCAGGGACCGCAGCUCUGGCCCCUGCCGUGAGGUGCUGGUGCAACACAUCAGAACCGUCUGUGUUUUGAAGUCAGAACCCACAUCCUGGUCAUCCUCUGUCUUUUAGUCAAUCCAAAUCAAUGGUAACUUAACUAAAGGGUUUUUUUCAGUUAAAUCAUUAACAAGGUGUUGAUACUUGAGCUGAUGCUGUAUGGGAGGAAAACUUGAGAAGAACAUCAGCCACUCAGCUGCUGCAAAGGAGAAGCCUACAAAGCUUGUAUUGGUUCCCUGGACUCUGUAGGUAUGGUGACAGCCUCGUGUUUGUCUUCUCUGGAGUACAGAUUUCCAUGUGAUGUUAAUAAACAUUCAUAGCCAA
Molecule: messenger RNA, 6038 nt
Organism: Parus major (Great Tit)
Lineage: Eukaryota; Metazoa; Chordata; Aves; Passeriformes; Paridae
Gene: CRKL
Product: CRK like proto-oncogene, adaptor protein
Exons: 3
Coding region: 506-1417 (303 amino acids)
Biological process (GO): positive regulation of ERK1 and ERK2 cascade
Molecular function (GO): protein binding
Source: RefSeq, a predicted model, not a curated record